Cajanus cajan (pigeon pea) is the source of this 2924-nucleotide messenger RNA. Its product is annotated as EXS (ERD1/XPR1/SYG1) family protein. Gene Ontology annotation, cellular component: Golgi apparatus; plasma membrane; trans-Golgi network. The record is from RefSeq and is a predicted model, not a curated record. Gene Ontology annotation, molecular function: phosphate transmembrane transporter activity; inositol hexakisphosphate binding. Gene Ontology annotation, biological process: cellular response to phosphate starvation; phosphate ion transport. Lineage: Eukaryota; Viridiplantae; Streptophyta; Magnoliopsida; Fabales; Fabaceae.
AAACCAACUUGUUUUUCCUUUCCAUUGCAUCACCAAAACAAGCCACGAAGCCCCAACUUUAAUUUCCCUGCAGGAGCUGCGUUGUCUACCUACCUUUCUAGCCCUUCUCAACCUUAAUUAAACACAAGCGCCGAAACAGUACUACUCUUCCUUCCCCACCAUACCAACUCCAUCAAACUUCUUAAACACCAUACAACACAACACAACACCCAUCAUCACCUUCACCUUCACCUCCCCAAGAACCCAAAAAGAUGAAGUUCGGAAAAGAAUACACGUCCCAAAUGGUGCCCGAAUGGGAAGAGGCCUACAUGGACUACAACAAGCUUAAAAACGAGCUAAAGGAAAUCCAACGCUUCAAGCGAAAGAAGAAGCCCACACCACCCACUCCAACAACAUCGCUAAGGCGAAAGCUAACACUCUACAGAGCCUUCAGCGGCCUCACCACGCAACAAACAAAACACUACCACCCUCUCAGUCCCAUGGAAAUGAUGUCCCAGCACCAAAACGAUGACGUGGAGAGCCAACAAGCCAUCACGGUGGGGCGCGGCGGGUCGGACGGGUACGAGACGACGUUCCUGAUGAGCGGCGAGGAGGGAGGGGAGUACGAGCUGGUGUUCUUCAGGAGGCUGGACGAUGAGUUCAACAAGGUGGACAGGUUCUUUAGGGCUAAAGUGGAGGAGGCCAUGAAGGAAGCGGAGAUGUUGAACAAGCAAAUGGAUGCCUUCAUUGCUUUCAGGAUCAAAGUUGAGAACCCCACUUCCUCCUUUGAUCGCUCUCUGGAGAUGACUCGUCUUGCUUCCCAUGUUGCUUCUUCCUCCGCGGUGUUGCAAGCUUCCACGCCCAAAGAAGCCAGAUUCAACAGAAAGGUUUCCAUGGUGAUGGAAGUGAUCGAAGAGGGAAGCACCCAUCAUGAACAAUCAGAUGAUUCUAAUGAUGAUCAAGACCAUGUAAAACAAAAUACAAAACAAAAAAUUGAGGUAAAGAAGGCAACGAAUAUAAGGGGUACUAGACCAGCUCCUUUGGAAGUACUUGAUCACGUGCAACUAAACCACACCUAUGAAACUCCACGUUCAACUAUAAAAGGUGUUCUCAAUUUCCCUGCCAAUACAGAACUCAAAUUCAGCAGAAAAAAUCUCAACAAAGUUGAGGAACAACUUAAAAGGACAUUCAUUGAAUUCUACCGCAAGCUUCGCCUUCUAAAAAGCUAUAGCUUUCUAAAUACCUUGGCAUUUUCAAAGAUAAUGAAGAAAUAUGAUAAGAUCACGUCAAGAAAUGCAGCUAAAGCUUACAUGAAAAUGGUGGACGACUCCCCCCUUGGAAGCUCUGAUGAGGUCACAAAGCUUAUGGAUAGGGUUGAAAAAACAUUCACUAAACACUUUUACAACUCAAAUCGUAAUAAAGCCAUGGGCAUCUUAAGACCAAAAGCAAAGAGAGAAAGACAUAGAGUUACAUUUUCCAUGGGUUUCUUAGCAGGAUGCACUGCAGCUCUAGUGUUAGCCCUUAUUCUAAUCAUUCGCACCCGUCGCAUAUUGGAUCACGAAGGGAGUACUAAGUACAUGGAUACCUUGUUCCCACUACACAGUCUGUAUGGAUUCGUAGUUCUACACAUGCUGAUGUAUGCAGCAAAUAUAUACUUCUGGAGGAGGUACAGAGUGAAUCACUCAUUCAUAUUUGGCUUUAAACAAGGCACUGAUUUGGGUCACAAUCAAGUGCUUCUCCUUGGUUUUGGCCUAGCAGUGUUGGCACUAGCUGGUGUGCUUGCAAACCUAGACAUGCAAAUAGAUCCAGAGACAGAGGAUUACAAGACACUGACUGAACUUAUUCCACUCAUCUUGCUUCUUAUUGUGAGUGCUAUUUUAUUCUGCCCCUUAAACAUCUUUUAUCGCUCAAGCAGGGUUUUCUUCCUCAUAUGCCUGUUUCACUGUAUAUGUGCUCCUCUUUACAAGGUCACACUCCCGGAUUUCUUCUUGGCAGACCAAUUUACCAGCCAGGUGCAAGCCUUGAGAAGUUUUGAGUUCUACAUUUGCUACUAUGGCUGGGGAGAUUUCAAAAAGAGAGAAAACAAGUGCAACUCUAGCAGCUUAUUCAUUACUUUUUCAUUCAUUGUUGCUGUUAUUCCCUACUGGUCUCGUUUCCUCCAGUGUCUUAGGCGCCUGUUCGAAGAGAAAGAUCCAAUGCAAGGAUAUAACGGGUUGAAAUAUUUCCUCACGAUUAUUGCUGUUUGCCUAAGGACAGCCUAUAGUCUUAACAAUGCAAUGGUAUGGAAAGUGCUGGCAUGGGUUUUCUCAAUAUCUGCAGCAGUUGCUUCUACAUAUUGGGACCUUGUAAUUGACUGGGGCCUUUUGCAAAAGCAUUCCAAGAAUCGCUGGUUGAGAGACAAACUCGUAGUCCCUCAUAAAAUUGUUUAUUUUAUAGCCAUGGUCCUUAAUGUCUUGCUGAGAUUUGCCUGGUUGCAGACAGUCUUGAAAUUUAACUUCACCUUCUUGCAUAAACAAGCCAUGACCAGCAUUGUUGCAAGUCUAGAGAUCAUUCGUCGUGGCAUAUGGAAUUUCUUCAGACUGGAAAAUGAGCACUUGAACAAUGUUGGCAAGUAUCGUGCAUUCAAGUCUGUGCCUCUACCCUUCAAUUACGAUGAAGAUGAUGAUAAAGAUGAGUAAUGUGAUAUUAGGCUUGCUAAAGCAACAUAUAGUUAGAACAUGGAUUUAUUGUUUGGCGUCCUUUUUCUAAAACACCUUGUUUCUUCUUUCCUUCAUAUGCUGAGAAUUCAAGAAUAAAUCUUCCUUUUUGUAUAAAGUAAUAUAGUUGCAUGUCACGGGUGACAAAAAUAUUGCGAGGGUGAGAUGAUGUUUACACCUGUGCUCAUUUUGUUAAUGUCUGUACAAAUGAGGAAAUUUAUUACAAAUGAAUAAGAUGUAAAUUUUUGU